Messenger RNA from Dendroctonus ponderosae (mountain pine beetle), 1111 nucleotides. RefSeq names its product nucleoporin Nup35. The transcript is spliced from 2 exons. The coding region runs from base 149 to 991 and encodes 280 amino acids. Gene Ontology annotation, cellular component: nuclear pore central transport channel; nuclear membrane; nuclear pore nuclear basket. Gene Ontology annotation, molecular function: single-stranded DNA binding; structural constituent of nuclear pore; phospholipid binding. The record is from RefSeq and is a predicted model, not a curated record. NCBI's taxonomy places the organism in Eukaryota, Metazoa, Arthropoda, Insecta, Coleoptera, Curculionidae. Gene Ontology annotation, biological process: NLS-bearing protein import into nucleus; regulation of DNA-templated transcription; nuclear pore organization.
CCGUCAAAAGUGUCAAUGAUAAAUAAUUAUAUUCAGUUACUCUGUCACAUGUAGUUGUCUUCAUCUAUGCUCUGUUAGUUAUUCACUGGUGCAGUUAUUGGUUGGAAAGUUGAAGUCAUUUUACGUGUUUAAAUCCUAGUUAUCAACGAUGGAACCAAUGUGUGUAGGCAGUACACCAAGUCCGGCAUCUCCUGCGGUCAAUCCCGGUUUUUUGCCUAACUUUUUAAUAGAGGAUCUUCCUCUUUCAACGCCCCAAAAUGGAAAUGCUUUACCAGGCCACAAGAAGACUCCCAGUAGUUUUAGAACCAAGUCAAACGCAAAGGAAUCGCAAACGUUACGGCAGAAGCUUUUCAGCCAAGCUAUGGCAGAAAGCCCCAUUCCUUCAUCGCAGUCUUUUGAGCCAGUAAAUGAAAAAGUUGGCCCCCCGAAGACCAGCUUGUUUGACGCGCUUGAUUCCGCCAAACGACCCGUUGCUCCAAUUUUGAGCAGUACUGUAGCUCAGAAUGAGUCCGGACUGUUUAAUGAGACCUUAUCGCGAAUGCAUCCAGAGGAAUCAUUCUAUAGAACUAAUAGUUUCAACUCCAGUCGGCAGAAUGGGAGUGGAGAACAUUGGGUAACCGUAUUUGGGUUUCCUUCAAGUGUGCUCAGUCAAGUUCUCUGCGAGUUAUCCAAUUGUGGGGUUGUAGCAGAUAAAUAUGUCCCUCACCAAGGAAAUUGGGUUGAUGUCAAAUUUAAUAACAACAGUGAGGUGUCCCGAGCCUUAGCUCUCAAUGGAAAAUGCAUUAAUGCCAAUGUGAUGAUCGGAGUUCAGGUCAGACGUACUAAGGAAAACAAGGAAAAUAGCUCGAUUUCUACACCUAAUAGAGCCAGGUCUUUGAGGUACUCCUUUAUAUCGCCCCAGCCUUCGAAUAGUGUCAUUCCCUCGCAAACCGUUCCGCACAAGUCUACUGGAAUUGUUAGUAAAGCCAUGGAAUAUGUCUUUGGAUGGUAAAACGUGCUAUACUUUUAAUAUACGUGCUUAAUUUUAAAUGUGCCUUUGCGACUAUUUGUGAUCAUAUGUACAUGUAGUUAUAUCGUCUUAGUUAAUAAAAAUUCUUUAUUUUCGCAUGGA